Messenger RNA from Sitophilus oryzae (rice weevil), 1974 nucleotides. It is a transcript of the gene MFS10, whose product is annotated as putative inorganic phosphate cotransporter. The record is from RefSeq and is a predicted model, not a curated record. Lineage: Eukaryota; Metazoa; Arthropoda; Insecta; Coleoptera; Curculionidae. Gene Ontology annotation, biological process: monoatomic anion transport; transmembrane transport. Gene Ontology annotation, molecular function: transmembrane transporter activity. Bases 298 to 1821 code for a protein of 507 amino acids. The transcript has 9 exons.
ACCACAGCCAACAAAACAAAAACACAGCUGAUUCAUGAUUUGUUUAGAGUCGAUAAAGAAAAAUUAUAACAAAGACACAAAUUGAAUUUGACGCCCCAUUUUCACUAAUCUGUACUGUAAUUCUAUAAUUCUUUGUUGAAUCUUAGUAAUUUAAGUAACGAUUAAAUUAUUAUUAGUUAUCUAAACAGGGAAAAAAGAUCAUGAGUCAUAAAGAAAUAUUGUAAGAAUAGAAGUGUUUAUUAAAUUAUUACUUUUUCGUUAUUGUGCAUGCAUUUAAAUGAAUGUUAGUUUGUAAUCAUGUAUGAUCCAAAUAGAGAUGAAGUAAUAAAUGAAUACGAUAGUGAUACUGAGAGCAUUUAUGAAGAUGAAGAUGAAACUACUCGAAUUAUUCCCCCAUCAGUUGAGGACACAAAGAACUGUAUCAAAUCCAGGCAUGUUCUGGGUAUACUCGGAUUUUUGGGAUUUGCCAAUGUUUACGCUAUGCGGGUCAACCUCUCUGUAGCUAUAGUAGCUAUGGUUAAUCAGACAGCUAUACCUCAGCCACCAAAUAGUAAUGACACUUUUGAUCAUUGUCCAAUGAAUGGAAAUAUUACCAACAGUACAGUACCAUCAACUGGGGAGUUUGACUGGGACGAAAAGACGCAAGGUAUAGUUCUUGGAGCGUUUUUUUACGGUUAUGUUCUGACGCAAGUACCUGGCGGCCGAAUGGCAGAACUUUUUGGUGGUAAACUAGUCUAUGGAAUUGGAGUACUUAUCACUGCGAUUUUCACGUUGCUCAGUCCAAUAGCUGCCCGAAUUAACUUUCCUUUAUUUAUUAUUGUUAGAGUGUUAGAAGGCAUGGGAGAAGGUGUCACCUUUCCAUCCAUGCAUGCCAUGUUGGCAAAGUGGGUACCUCCUUUAGAGAGGAGCAAGUUUGGUGCUUAUGUUUAUGCUGGUGCUAAUUUCGGUACUAUUAUAUCUCUUCCGCUUUCUGGUUGGCUGUGUUCUUUGGAAUACGAUGGCGGUUGGCCUCUAGCUUUUUACAUAUUCGGUAUUCUUGGUAUAAUUUGGUUUGGAUUUUGGUUAUAUUUCGUGUAUGACUCUCCUACAGCGCAUCCGAGGAUAGAUAGACAAGAGCAAACAUUUAUUUUAGCAAGUAUAGGACCACAGGAUGAGGACAAGCUCCAAAUACCAUGGUCAAAAAUGUUGACGUGUUUACCUUUAUGGGCUAUUUUGGUGACUCAGUGUGGAAAUUCAUGGGCAUUUUACACCCAAUUGACUGAACUACCAACGUACAUGGACAAAAUUCUUCAUUUUGAUAUUCAAUCAAAUGCGAUUCUUUCUGCUGUACCGUACUUAACUAGCUGGUGGGCUGGUAUUUUGAUAAGUAUGCUGGCUGAUUGGAUGUUGCUUAAAGGAUUUAUUUCACUGUCAAUGUCCUAUAAGUUAUGGAAUUCAGUUGCUUCUAUCAUACCAUCACUGGGUUUUCUGGGCGUGGCCUACGUCGGCUGUGACAAAGUGGCCGCUCAGUUGUUGCUGGCGAUUCCUGGUGCGUUCGGUGGUGCCACCUACGCGGGAAAUCAAAUGAAUCACAUAGCCCUAAGUCCAAAGUUUGCCGGCACUAUGUACGGCAUCACCAAUGCCGCUUCGAAUAUGUGCGGCUUCAUAGCGCCCUAUGUCGUUGGAAUGUUAAUAGAAGGAAGGGAGACAUUAGGACAAUGGAGGAUGGUGUUUUACCUGGCUGCAGGUAUUAACAUCGGAACCAACUUAUUCUAUGUUGCUUUCGCGAGCGCCAAAGAAGUUGCUUGGUCCAAAUCACAAAGGCCCAGCUCAGUUAACUGACAAGCGCUAUACCUAGCUAUGCUGGUAGAAGCAUAGCGUCAUCCAUGUGAUUGUUGAGUGCAAAGAAUAUAAGAUAUUACAGAUACUAAUGUAAGGGAUCUUGACGUUUUACAUUCCUUCAUAAAAAAUAUUUGUUAAUAUAUGUUUUAUAUU